Pyrenophora tritici-repentis Pt-1C-BFP is the source of this 1539-nucleotide messenger RNA. RefSeq names its product WD40 repeat protein. Lineage: Eukaryota; Fungi; Ascomycota; Dothideomycetes; Pleosporales; Pleosporaceae. The record is from RefSeq and is a predicted model, not a curated record. Gene Ontology annotation, molecular function: protein binding.
AUGGCCAUUCCCAACCCCACUUCGAACCAGCCCCAGCACGACGAAGACGACAUCGAUGUGCAUGAUGUGGACAACACACUAGACGCCGAGGAAGCAGACGAGAUUGUAGAGGACGAUGGCGACGUGCCAAUGGACUCAGACGACGAGGGCGACGAAGGCGGUCAGGAGAUGGAGAUGGAAAUCAACCUGCAAAACGACUCGGUUGCGCAUUUCGACGAGCACAAGAGCAGCAUCUUUUGCAUAGCGCAGCAUCCAGUUCACCAAGAAAUUAUCGCGACGGGAGGUGGUGACGACGUCGGUUAUGUCGUUGAUGUUUCAGCAGCAGCCGCGGCGCAACCGAGCAGUGACGGACAACCCACCGAGCGCGCGGGACUGAAGAGUAUAUUCACACUAGACGGGCACGAAGACUCUGUGAAUGCCAUCACUUUCACUCAGCCAAAGGGCCAAUUUGUCGCAACAGCUGGUUUGGACGGCAAACUACGCGUCUGGCAGGGCGUGCCCGAUGGCAAGAAGUGGAAGUUUUUGGCAGAGGCACAAGAGGUAGAGGAGAUCAACUGGAUCGCCUCUAACCCGUCGCCUGAUCACCCCAAUGUCGUCGCACUCGGCGCAAACGAUGGCUCAGUGUGGGUUUACCAGAUCAAUACAGAAAAGGGCAACGAACUGCAGGUCCUACAGGCAUACUACCUUCACACUGAGACCUGUACAGCCGGUAUAUGGACGCCCGACGGUUCGCUGUUGGCUACCAUUUCCGAAGACUCAAGUCUGUACGUCUGGGACGUUUUCGGCGACGCAGCAUCCCAGGGCCUUACGGCGACAACUGAUUCACAAGCCGUCGUUGGCCUUACGGGUCAUGAUGAGCGUUUCCGCGUCGAAGGUGGACUAUACUCUGUCGGUAUCCCACCAUCAGGUGCCUUUAUUGCAGUCGGUGGCCCAGAAGGCCAAAUUCGCAUCGUCGGUCUGCCCCGUCUCUCUCUCACUGCACCUGCACAAGCAUCGACAUCCUCGAGUGGUGGAGGCGCAAAGAACAAAGCUGGUGGUGGAAAGCAAGCCGGUGCAAAGGGAGGCGCAUCUUCAGCUGGUCAAGCUGGACAGAUCCUAGCAAGUCUGCAGGCAGGAAGCGACAACGUUGAAUGCCUCAGCUUCUCCUCCUUACCCCUUACCCUCAUGGCGGCCGGCAACGUUGACGGCUCCAUCACCCUCUUCGACACCGCACAUCGCUUCGCCGUCCGAAGACGGAUAGACGAUGCACACGCAGACGAAGAGUCACCACAGGCUGUUGUCAAGCUCGACUUUGUCGCGAGAGAAGGCCCAGGCGGUUGGUUACUGACAAGCGCUGGUUACGAUGGUGUUCUGAAGCGGUGGGAUACACGGGGCGGAACAGCUGCGGCCGGCAAAGGCCUCGUCGGCGAGUGGAAGGGACACCGAGGUGGCGGCGAGGGAGGAGGCAUCAUGGCCUUUGUGCAAGGAAAUGGCGAGGCGGUCGUCACGGCUGGUGAUGACUAUGUUGCGCUCGUCUUCAAGACGCCCAUCUCACAGUAG